GUAUCUUCAGGAACGUCUCCACUAUAUCGAUUCAACGAAGACGGGAAUUUGGGGUUGGAGUUAUGGAGGAUUUGCAUCAAGCUGGAUCUUAGCCAAAGAUAAGGAUCAUGUUUUCAAUUUUGCACUUGCUAUUGCACCCGUUACUAGUUUCAUAUAUUACGAUAGCAUCUACACUGAGCGAUAUAUGGGUUUGCCCACCCCUGAAGACAACGAGCUAGGAUAUAAUAAUUCAGAUGUAACCCGAAUGGCAAAACUUUUCGAAGGAAGGAAUUAUUUCAUCAUUCAUGGAAGUGGGGAUGAUAACGUACAUUAUCAAAAUUCAAUGCUCCUAGUGAAAGCUUUGAAGUAUGCUGAUAUCGACUUCAGGCAGCAGACUUACCCUGAUGAAGCUCAUUCAUUAUCCGGAGUCUCUAAGCAUUUAUAUCAUACUAUAGACAAAUAUUGGGCCAACUGUUUCGACCAGGACGCUGCCAAGUUUACUGUACACAAGAAAGAAAACGGUACUUGAUGUUGUUUUAAUUUUAAGAUGAUAGUCAUAAUUUUGUAUGUCGUUUUGAAUAAAAUGAAUGAAUUUCAUAGGAAGUAUGUA
Leptinotarsa decemlineata (Colorado potato beetle) is the source of this 589-nucleotide messenger RNA. Its product is annotated as venom dipeptidyl peptidase 4. The record is from RefSeq and is a predicted model, not a curated record. Gene Ontology annotation, cellular component: plasma membrane. Gene Ontology annotation, molecular function: serine-type peptidase activity; dipeptidyl-peptidase activity. NCBI's taxonomy places the organism in Eukaryota, Metazoa, Arthropoda, Insecta, Coleoptera, Chrysomelidae. Gene Ontology annotation, biological process: proteolysis.